AUGCUCUUAACGGUAAGGACAACAUGGUCAAUAGCUUUUACCGCGAAGCUGGCCAUGUCUGACAAUAUUCGGUCGUACUUUGGGAACCGAGUGUAGUUGCAGAGACAUUGUCCCCGCCGCAGUCGGAGGCGUCGUGAGGGUGAUCUGUGGUGGGGUUAAAGUGAAACUCAACUGGCCUUUCGUCUGAGUUUCUUCACUACGCAUGCAAUAUUGGUGUAGAUCUGCAAAAUUGAAUCGCAUUCGCGAUUUGCGAGGGUAUUCACAUAACUUGCUCUGGCCUUAGGUCUUCGUGGAACUUGAACCCUGCCAUAACACUUCGCACUUUUGGCUAUCUCUACUUGCCUGCCUUCCUCAGGGUAGCGUGCUCCUCUGGCCCCUACGACUUCUUCCUCAGACAAAACCACGUUUGUCGUACAUCGGUCUUUACCUACCAGGACCGCAGUAUGGCGGAGUCGCCGAAUCCGGUUACUUUCUUCGAUGUCACCCUCGGCGGUGAACCGCUCGGCCGCAUCAAGAUGGAAGUCUUUGCAGACAUUGUCCCAAGGACGGCCGAGAACUUCCGGCAGUAUUGCACAGGUGAAACCAAGAAUCACCUCGGCGUACCGCAAGGCUACAAGGGGGCCAAGUUUCACCGAGUGAUUAAGGACUUCAUGAUCCAAGGUGGCGACUUUCUGAAUGGCAACGGCACGGGUUCAGCGAGCAUCUACGGAACGAAGAGCUUCGCGGACGAGAACUUCAAGCUUAAACACGAUAGUCCUGGGCUGCUGUCAAUGGCGAACUCUGGACCUGACACAAACGGCUGUCAAUUCUUCAUCACUACUGUGCCCGUUCCCUUCCUAAACAAUAAACACGUCGUCUUCGGCAAGGUUAUUGAUGGCCUUGAUGUAGUGAAGAAGAUAGAAAACGUACGGACGCGCGACGAUAAGCCGGUUCAAGACGUCGUUAUUGCGCAAUGUGGCGAGAUGUGAACAUCUCCCGCUCGCUCAGGCCCGCCGUAUACAUUUCCCACAAGUAGCCGAGCAAUUGUGUGGAUGAGCUGGUUGGCUUGGACGAAGCCGUCAGUGUCCUAGCCAAGAUGCCGUCGCAGAUGCAGCGGUAGGCUAAGUAACGGCUUCUGAAAGGCAACUUCUUGAAAGGUGGUUGGAAAAAGCAGAUUUGAAAAUGAGAAGCGAAGUUUGCACGGGUAUCAAACCA
Molecule: messenger RNA, 1194 nt
Organism: Baudoinia panamericana UAMH 10762
Lineage: Eukaryota; Fungi; Ascomycota; Dothideomycetes; Mycosphaerellales; Teratosphaeriaceae
Exons: 3
Coding region: 444-968 (174 amino acids)
Biological process (GO): protein folding; protein peptidyl-prolyl isomerization
Cellular component (GO): intracellular membrane-bounded organelle
Molecular function (GO): peptidyl-prolyl cis-trans isomerase activity
Source: RefSeq, a predicted model, not a curated record